Messenger RNA from Argiope bruennichi, 2237 nucleotides. RefSeq names its product cAMP-dependent protein kinase catalytic subunit 3-like. Lineage: Eukaryota; Metazoa; Arthropoda; Arachnida; Araneae; Araneidae. Bases 571 to 1620 code for a protein of 349 amino acids. Gene Ontology annotation, biological process: protein phosphorylation. The record is from RefSeq and is a predicted model, not a curated record. The transcript is spliced from 8 exons. Gene Ontology annotation, molecular function: ATP binding; protein serine/threonine kinase activity.
CCACAUUACUUCAAAGGUGAACCCGGAAGUGAGAGGACUGUAAGAUCGUUUGCUCUUGUGUUCCAUCGUUUGGUUCCUUCCCUUCAGAUGAUUUCGUGAAGGUUUUAUUUAUUUAUUUAUUUUAAUUCUUUCGUGUGUUCGACUUCAAAUUCUCGACUAGGACAUCAAAUUAGCGUCUGAAUAACGCAUUUUCGAAACGUUAUAAUCAAUCAAAUAAUACAUACCUAGAUAUUAUGUAUCAGAAUAUAGUUUGAAUAAUCAGAAAGAAUUACAUUCGUUCUAGUCGUUUCAUUCUAGAAUUUUCAGAAUAUUGUGCAAUUUUUUAUUCUAUUCGAAAGUCAAAGUAUUCUGAUUCGACGCUUAGAAUUCUUUCAAUAAGAAAACGUGCAAUCGCAAGUUGCAGUCUUAGCGAGGUUUCCAUUAUUUUGCAAGUCCCAAGUGUAAACAAGGUCUGACAAUCGUCGCUUGAAGUCAUAAUUAAAGCAACGAGUAGCUUCUUAUGUGAAGCUGUCAGUUCAUUUUUAGUUUUCGGUUUUUUAAUUAUGUUCUGUGGACUGUGCAUUUGUUGACAUGGCAUCCUCUAAAGUAAGCAGAGAAAAACUGAAGCGGAGUGGCUCUUUCCAAAAAAAAGAACCUCCUCCUCCACCACCAGAUGAAAAUCAAUUUCCUGAUGUCAAAUUAGAAGAUUUUGAGAUGCUAAAAACUAUCGGCACCGGCUCCUUUGGACGAGUUGUUCUAUGCCGUCGGAAAAAGGACAACAGGUACUACGCAAUGAAGAUCCUGGAGAUAGCUGACGUCAUUCAGCUCAAACAAGUGGACCAUGUCAAAAAUGAAAAGUCUCUUCUAGUCCAAGUCCAGCAUCCCUUCAUUAUUGAACUUCUGUGGACACACCACGAUGAAACCUGCCUGUACAUGCUGUUCGAGUAUGCCUGCGGCGGUGAACUGUUCACGUAUCUCCGGAACGCUGGUCGCUUCUGUAGUACGACGUCCAUGUUCUACGCCGCGGAGAUCGUCCUAGCCCUGGAGUACCUUCACAAGCUGAGCAUCGCGUACAGGGAUCUCAAGCCAGAGAACCUUCUCUUGGACAGGGAUGGACACCUCAAGAUCACCGACUUCGGUUUCGCCAAGAGACUCACGGAUAAAACGUGGACCCUGUGUGGGACGCCUGAAUAUCUUGCACCAGAAAUUAUUCAGAGUAAAGGUCACAACAAGGCCGUUGAUUGGUGGGCCUUGGGAAUUCUUAUUUAUGAAAUGCUGGCAGGUUUCCCGCCAUUUUUUGACACGAACCCAUUUGCAAUCUAUGAAAAAAUACUGGCUGGUAAAAUCGACUGGCCCAAGCACAUAGAUCCCAUUGCCAAAGAUUUAAUAAAGAAAUUACUGGUGCCUGACAGAGCUAAAAGGCUUGGAAAUAUGAAACAUGGAGCCGAUGAUGUUAAAAGGCACAGGUGGUUUAAGAACAUCAUAUGGGAAGAUGUUUAUUACAAAAAAGUGCAAGCACCUUUAGUACCAAAGUUGAGCCACCCAGGAGACACACGGUACUUCGACACUUACCAGGAGAAGAAAAGCAAAGCGAGCACCCCCAUCAAAGAAAGAGACCUCAACUUAUUUAAAGACUUUUAAAGAGAUUUAUUUCAACAUGAUGAAUCACAUUUUUAUAGAUUUAUAUUUACUUCAUCAUGCAAUGGAAUCCAUUUGAUUCAUCUAAGAUGGUAAGACAGUUUUUUUCCAUUGAAACUGCUGCUAAAAUUUAAAAAAUAAUGAUUAUUUUCCCGUUUGCUUGAGCCCAAAUGAGAUUUACUUUACCAGUUUGCAAUAAGCUGAAACUUAAUGAAUAUAUUGCUAUCAAGGAAUGGCCACAUGUAUAUAUUAAGCACUGACCAUUUUCUGUCAAAUGGAAUAAAGAAAAUAUUAUAGUUAUUCUGGAUGUCCCAAAAGAACGUUUACAAAUACAUAAGGGUAUAUCAGGCAUACAAAAUUAAGUAUUAUUUAUUACAUUAGAACAUGGCAGUUGCAAAAACAAUGAAUAACUACAAUAGUUUGUCAGUCUACUAAAUAAAAGGAAAGAAUACAGCUGAUAAAAUGUUAACUCAGGUUUAAUAGAAUACAUAUUCUCAAUAGCAUAACAUAACUGCAUGAAUAGUAAUAUGUUUCGCUUCAAAUGGCCAGUUCUUUGAACAUUUAUGUUAAUUCCUUAAUUAUUUUGGGUUUUCUAUUAACUAAUUAGGUGACAACUUUCA